GAAAAUAAAAUAAAAUAAAAUAAAAAAAAAACAAUAAUAAAAAAAAUAUGGCAUCAAGUUUUCCUAAACUCCCAGGAUAUAUUCCUACAUAUCCAAUAGAUGAAAAAACAUUCAAAAGAAAAAGUGCAGCUAAAUAAGAAUAUAAUCGCGAAAUUUUACCUAAAACAUCCCUCCAUAAAACUAUCCUUUACCCCGCUAAAAGCCUUAAAAUUAUCCUGAUUAAAAAGGAAUGUUCCAUCCAGACUAUAUGUCAACUACACAUGACUCAUACAGACCAAAAAACGUGCCUGCCGACAUUGUGGAAUUAUACUAACCUUCAUUCGUAAAAAUGGAUAGACAUACUUUGCAAUUCAAAGCUUAUUUUAAAGAAAUAUGUGUAGAAACAAACUUGGAAAAUUACAGAAUUAGAAAAGUGAUUGUAUAUUAUUAUUUAGAAGAUGAUUCUAUAUAAGUAAAUGAGCCUAAAUUAAUGAAUUCUGGAAUUCCUCAAGGUGCAUUUUUGAAAAGACAAAAAAUUCUAAGGGUAGACGGAAGUGGAACUCAUAUUAAUUUAUAUGAUUUGAGAAUUGGAAAUGAUUUAGAAUUAUUCGGAAAAAUGUUUCAUUUUUAUGACUGUGAUGUAUACACUAGAGAGUUCUAUGAAAAUUUAGGAAUUCCUUAAGGAUAAUCUGAAUAGGCUGAUUCUGAUAAUUGGGAAAAAAAAACACUUGCUAAAUACAUUCCAAUUAAAGAUUAAAUGAUGAAAGAUUUUAUGGAACAUAAAUUAGGUGGUGGAAAAGUGCCUUCAGCUAAAUAAUUUUUAGAAAAUGAUAGAAAAUGGAAGAGACCCUUUCCCAUUAAUGCUCAGAAGAUAAAAUUGCCUAAAAAAUUUGCUUUGAAUUAACCAGGAUAAACUUAUGCUGAAGAAUUUACUAAACCUUAAGAUAUUACUUUUGGUUAAUUUGUUGAUGUUUUUGGUAGAAAAUUCUAAGUUAAUGGAUGUGAUCCUUAUACAUAGAAUUACUAUAAAGAAAAAUUAAAUAUAGAUUUUCCUUUAGGACAUGGUUAUGAAUAACAUUACAAAGAAUUAGCCUAAAGAGAAAUACCUCCUUAUAAUGGAUUUGGGGACGAAGAAGAUUCAUUAGGUUAUGUUUAUAGAUUAAUUCCUAAACCACCCAAAAAAGACUUUUUUAAAUGGGUUGAUAAUUAGAUAAACCUCAGAUUUGUUGCUAAAUUUAAUACUAAUAAACCUGAAGAUAUUGAUAGACGAUUUAUUAUUACUUAUUAUUUAAAUGAUGAAUCUUUAUAAAUUUAUGAACCUUGUGUAAGAAACUCAGGUAUACCUGAUGGCAAGUUUUUGGAAAGAAAGAAAUAUAAAAAUGUUUAAAAUAAUUCUGAGUUCUUUUUACCAACAGAUUUAAUUGUAGGAAAAGAUAUAAUUAUAAACGGAUAUUCAUUCCAUUUAUUAGAAUGUGAUGAGUUUACAACUAAAUGGUAUCUUAAUCAUGUUAAGGAGUGA
Messenger RNA from Ichthyophthirius multifiliis, 1498 nucleotides. RefSeq lists its product as hypothetical. The transcript has 7 exons. Gene Ontology annotation, molecular function: alpha-tubulin binding. Lineage: Eukaryota; Ciliophora; Oligohymenophorea; Hymenostomatida. Gene Ontology annotation, biological process: mitotic cytokinesis; mitotic spindle organization; cilium-dependent cell motility. Gene Ontology annotation, cellular component: axoneme; mitotic spindle. The record is from RefSeq and is a predicted model, not a curated record.